Messenger RNA from Lucilia cuprina (Australian sheep blowfly), 1351 nucleotides. RefSeq names its product carbonic anhydrase 2-like. Gene Ontology annotation, molecular function: zinc ion binding; carbonate dehydratase activity. The record is from RefSeq and is a predicted model, not a curated record. The transcript is spliced from 4 exons. Bases 104 to 1105 code for a protein of 333 amino acids. Gene Ontology annotation, cellular component: cytoplasm. Lineage: Eukaryota; Metazoa; Arthropoda; Insecta; Diptera; Calliphoridae.
GCAGACAAUUGUUUUUUGAACGGUGAAGAAAGCGUUAGUGGUGUUCAUUAAUUGUAGUUUUAAAAGCGAAGUGGUUUUUGUGUUCUAGUAAGAAUUUGCCAAAAUGAGAUUCUCAUUGAGUUUAUUAAUUGUAGUGGCAGUUUUGUCUUAUAAUAAAGCUGAUGAUUUCGAUUAUCGUUAUCAAUCCAAAUGGUAUGAUAUAAAUGAUCAGUGCAGUUAUAAUCGUCAAUCGCCUAUUGAGUUAAGUUCUGAAGAGGCUGUUAUUACCGGUGACAUACCCGCCCUUCGUUUUUACAACUACAAUUUGACUUAUACCAAACCAGUUGUAGCGUCCAACAAUGGCCACACUGCCAAUUUACAAUUGCCCAAGCCCGAUAGUUAUAUAGACAGUCUGUGGCAAACAUACGAUAGAUUUUUACCCACCAUCUCGGGUGGCUUGCUGUUGGAUGCACGUUUCGUCACAGAGUCUGUACAUUUUCAUUGGGGCUCCAAGGAUACUCAUGGCUCAGAGCAUGUUAUUAACAAUCAACGCUACUCCAUGGAAAUGCACAUUUUACAUCGUAAUACAAAAUAUCAAACUGUAGAGGAGGCCAAAAAACACACAGAUGGUUUAGCUGUAUUGGCUGUUUUCUAUCAUGUUAAGCCAAAUCAACUGACUGCCUUUAAGGGUUUGGAGCAUAUUAUUGAUGCCCUGGUCGGUAUCAAAGAAUUCAAUCAUUCAGCACAAAUAGAAAAUUUCACAUUGUCCGAAUUGUUGGGUGACAUGUCUACUUUGGAAUUUUACACAUAUCAAGGUUCUUUGACCACACCACCCUGUUCACAGGCCGUUCAAUGGAUUGUUUUUCCACAAGUGAUUAAUAUAUCUCAUAACCAAAUUAAACAUUUCCGUUCACUGUCCGACAGUCAUGGUGAAGUACUUGAGAACAAUUAUCGUCAUCUACAGCCUAAAGGGCCAAGGAAAGUGUUCUAUCGUCAGAAGCACAGUUUAAUUGAUGACGUCAUUAGCUCACCCAACUUUUGGACGGUUAUGGAUAAAUUGAAACCACAACCCUGGGAAAGUAGUAUAAUUAUGAAGGCUUUGACCAACAAUAAUAACAACAAUUAAUCAAUCAAUUACAUGCGUUAUGGAUUUGAAGUAUUAAUCUUUCUUUAGACUGAUAAGUAAAGUGUAUGAAAACUGCAGGCAGUCAAUUUUGCUGGUCAUUGAUUAAAAAAAAAAAGAAAAAAAAAGUAUUUGUAAACAUGUCAUUGAAUCAAGAGUUCUAAAAUUGUUAUGUCUUUUUAAUUAAGUAUUAUUUAAGUAAAACGAUUAUUUAAUAAAAUAAUGUAUACGAUUAUGAAACGCAAUGAA